AUUAGCAUGCAUAUGCAAGGAUGCAGACGAUGGCGGUAACCAUGGCGACGGCAACAGCAACACCAGCAACAACAGCAACAGCAACAACAGCAACAGCAACAACAACAACAACGACCACAAUGACUAAAGCAUUAUCAAUAUAAAUGACGCUGGAUUCGCAGAAUCGCUGCAGCAAGUUUUAUUUUGAGAGAGAUGACGGCCGCACUUCCAUUUCCGGAGUGCCUUGAACUCUCAACCGUUAUUUGUCGCGGCAAAAGCAACAACUACAACAGCAAAAACUGCACUUUAAGUGCACAUAUGUGUGUGUGUGUGCAGUGGAAACAGCGCCAAUAAAAAAAGAGAGCAGCAACAUACCAACACACACACAAGCACCAUUACUAUUCGGGACGAAGGUUUCCAGUGGAGCGUGCAAUUGGCUGUGGCAAUUGAGAUAAGCAGCAAGCAGCUGCUGCUACCAACUAAUACAAAUAGACAACACUAACACGCCCGCACGCACUCACAUACAUACAUACAUACUAAAGCACCAGAGGCGUAUAUAUCAAGUAUUUAAUAUGGGCAGCCUUCCUAAUCUGCACGAGCUGGAGGAGGCGGAACGCAAACGCGAGAAGAGGCGGGAGUACGAGCUGCUGUUGGAGCAGCGUGCGCGCGAUACAAGUCGGGAGCGGGAACGGCUGUCUAUGUUUGCGCAGCAGCGCAAGCAAUCCUCCUACAAUGCAUAUAUCAUGGCGGGCUUGGGCAUCGGUGGCGGCUCCUUGAGUCUUACUGCCACAGCUUCGACUGGCACAAAUUCCGCAGCAGGAAAUGGAAAUGGCACUACCGACACUGGCAACAGCAAUGGAACUGCCGCUGCUAUCAGUGUCUUCUCCAAGGUCGCACCACCAAUAGGCAACACGGCUACCACAACGCUCAGCGGGUUCGCAAUGUUGGGCCUGGCAGCCAAGAAGCAUUCACACACGCAUCCAUUUCAUCAGCAUUCGCAUCAACACCAACAUCAUCAGCAUCAUCGUCACUCGCUGACAACGCGGCACCGUGUAUUGCGCACCCGUAGCUCCACUGGUGCCCAGAACGUUUGGGAUGAGCAGAUGAUGGAGCACUUGAGCGCCUAUUCUCCUAUAUCGACGCGUUCGCAUCGCAUAAAUCCUGUCUCCUCGUACCAGGUACAGGCCGCUCUGGCCGCAUCACGUCGUCGGGAGUCUAUCAAUAGUUCGAUCGGUGCUACCUCAAUACGGCGUCUGAUUUCGUUGAACAGCCGAAAUUGCCGUCAUAAGGUCCCCGCCCAUGUGCGGCAGAAGGCCUGGAGGCACUUCAGCUGUCUGACCAUUGCCCAUGGGCUGAUGAGUGCGGUGCUGUUGCCAGUACUGGCCCUACAGGGAUCUAAUUCUGUGUGGCAUCAUAGGGAGCAGUGGCUACCCGUUGGCCCGAGCAUUGGAUCGUUGCUGUUGAGCGUCCUCUUUUUGCUGGCUGCCGGAACCAGUCUUGUGGUGGUGCGACUUAUUCGCCGGUAUGACUAUACAUCGCUGCUGGCCGCCAGCUAUUUAGCAAUAAGCUUCUUCCUGGUCUCGCAUUUCUACACCUCAAUUUUUACCCUACUGCCCGCAUAUAUGCUGCUGGGCCUCUCGCUGGGCAUCGCAACCAGCUGCAAAGUGGCGCUUAUUGUACACUUUGGCGGCAAGCUGAGCUGUUCCCAGCACGAGUGCACGAUGAGCGCUGCCCAGCCGGUAGAUGGAGUGCUGUACGAUGAGCACAAGAUGUUCUGCAAUCGGGAUCAGAAGGUGCGACGUUUGGCGCGCUGGUUUCGUGUCUCGCAAGAUUUGGGAUUAAUAUUGGGGGCCCUGGUGGCAUCCUUAGUUCUCGUUUGUACCGCCCGGGACUGGAACUGCUUCGAGAGUGGUGGCCUAACGGCUUAUGCGACGAAUAAUGAAACUGCGGCACAGAUAUGGCCGCGCCUGGAGGAUUACUAUAACCGAAAUGAGCAUGGGGAGCGCAUCUGCGGUGCAGACAUGUGCCCACUCCGACGUUCCCAAAUGCCCAGCAGCGUUGCUAUUGUUAGCAGCUUCAAUGGCAGCAUUUCCAAUAGCAGCUCUAGUGUCAUCUAUAGUCCAUCUAGCAGAUCAAUUUACGCGUCCUUCAUCGAAAGCAGCGGACGCACGGGAGCCAACUCCCUAAUCGGCAUCUACUUGUUCCUCUCAUUGGGCUCCCUAGUGCUCACCUUGGCUAUUGGAAAGAUUCAGGCUACGUUUCGACAGGAGCGCGUCAAGGAUGUGGCGGACACUUUGUUAUAUGCCGGACCUCUUGCCUACUUUGUGGGAACCGAACAGGCCUAUAUGCUGGGCGACUUUUUGCGGGCCUUUGUCUCUUGCUCGCUGGGCAUUAGCAUGGUUGCUGGCGCUCUUAUAGGAAUGGGCCUCAUGCAACUUAUCGUGUCCUGCACCCUUAGCAUGCUCCUUCGCCAUACCAAACGGAUUGUGGUAAUAUUGGCCGGCUUCUUCUUUCAUUCCUGCUUGUUGCUGGCUCUGUCCAGUUGGAAACCCUCAAGCGAUGAUAGCGCCCUCUUCUAUGUUAUAGCCGCCUCGUGGGGAGCAUGCAAUGGCAUGUGGGAGACACUGCUACUCGCUCUGGUCACCCUGAACCAUGUGAACCAAGUGACCGAGGUGACGGCAUCCUUGCAGGCUCUUCGUUUUCUUGGCCUGGGCGUCACGUUUGCCGCCCACGGAUUUCUAUGCGAGUCGGCCAAGAUUAUAGCACUGGUCAUACUACUUGUCAUCAGUGUACCGCCAUAUGCGAUGCUAGAAAUACGUCUGGAGGCUCAGCGCAAGGCGACGCUCAUCAGUUUAUGACGCAACUUCUUCAGUUAGUCACGAAGAAGGGGCACUGUGGCACGCACACACACCAUGUGAGUGUUUCGUCACAGGGCUCUCAACUUUGAUCUAUCAAUGGACUAAAGCAUUGUUCGGACAAACUGGACAUUACGGCAUGCAGCCCGUCAUUAUUCCCGAAGAAGGAGAAAGCUAAAAUGCUACUGCUGGAUUUCUGGUGUCCAGCUUGGGGGCUCCGGAGCUCGCCCAACUGCAAAACUUUUUAAGCCAUGGCCAUUUACAUAUUUUAUACUGUCUGGAGACUUUUGUUGAAAUGAAAUCUAAAUUUUUAGAGCUUAAAAAUUGGCACAGAAAUAUGUCGUGGUAAAAUCAUUACUAGACCUAAGCCUAGAACUGUUCUUAGGAUUAAACGAUAUAUGUCUAUGUAUAUAUUGUCUAAAUAGUCACCUACAUACAUAAAUAUAUAUACACAUAUAUACAUAUAGAUAUUUAGCAUUUGCCAGUGCCAGUAAUGUUGUUCCAAAGAAAGAGACAAAGACAUGUGUCUCCCUUUUAGCCUAUCCCAAAUGCUCUCGGGCCGAUACGUGGUCUAAAUAGUGUGCAUACAGUCUAAAACAUAUGCGUUUCUAUUAAAAAAAUCGGACCAAAACACAAAGCCAAUAAGGGUCGUAAAUAAGAAUUUAGCUCUGAAAGAUCAUAUCGUGAAAUUUGUGGACAGUAGACGCGCGCCCAUUUAGACCAUGUAGUAGCCACAGCUAUUAAUAAAUGCGAACAGUUCCCCUCCCAAUUAGCAUAUUUUAUAAUAAUUUAGAAGUGCAUAAAAAUAAUUUGUAUUAUGUAUGUACGAUGAUAUAAAUAUAUGCAUACAUAUUAUAAUUAUAUACAUACAUAUAUAUACAUACAUGAUGGAACGGUCCCAUGCUGUGCCACAAGGCCUUAGCUUAUACACUUCGAUUUUGUGCCAAAAUAUGUCUGUUUAUACGUGUAUCGAGAAUCACAGCACUACUCUCUGAACUGAUGUGAGCAUAAGUAUUCAGUUACAAUAUAUAUAUCUUCUAAGUACAUACUUAACAUCAUGUGUUAAGUACCUUAGUGUUAAAUGUCUAGGCGCAUUUACUAUUAGAGGUAAAGAACUAACAACUUGUCUAAUUUCUAAAGCAAAAUAAUCCGAUUGGUCAAUUUUAACUCGUAUACAUAUGUACUAUAUAUAUCGUAUACAAGUCAUGCAAAAUCGUUUAGCCUAAUGGGUAGUUAAAUGGAAUUUAAAACACAUGCACAUAUAUGUAUAUUUAAUAACAAAUUUCGUUUGCCAUCCAUUAAGUUUACUGCAUAAUCUAAUAUGUAUUGUGAAACAAAAACAUAAACAAAUAGUCUACGUAUAGCCAUGUACUACGUAUUGUCUUUGUAGAAGCUACAGGUUCAGAGAUAAAAAAAAAUAAAAUGAAAAUGGUGUCUUAAGCUAACUAAACCUUUGAUUGUUUAGCAAAUAAUCCUAAUUGUGCGCUAAAGCCACUUUGUAUAGUUGUUUCUGUGAAAGUUCCAGUUCAACUCCAGUUAUUGCCAAAGCGAUAAAUUCACACAAAUAAUAUUUAAAUAAAAAGAAUUGUUGAUGACGAGGUGAAAUCCUAAAAUCUAAGAACGAUGUUAACAUUUUAUGCAGUUAUGAACAACAUUUUUAACAUUUUGUAACUUUACAAUGGACACAACAAGUAAACAAACUAACAAUACAUUUUCAAUCUUCGGCUAUGCCGAAGCAUUUGAUGAACGGAAUUUCGAACUCAAGAGUUUUGAAAACCAAAAAUUUUUUUUUUUUUUGUGUGGAGAUAAUGAAACUACUGAUGAAAAUUAAAGAGAAUUUUGUUAAAAACAAAGUGAUACAACUAAGAAUAAAUGUAAAACAGAAGAAAUAAAUCAAAUUAUAGAAAGUUAAAUAUAUACAUACAUAUACAUACUAUAAAAGACCUACAACAAUGCGAGGGCGAAGGCGGCAUGUAGGCACAAAAUAAAAUUAUGAAUGUAUUAAGUGUACAAGAUCAAUAAAGAAACAAUAAAUAUAUCGCGGAAGAACGGACGUGAGGAUAUAAAUGA
Scaptodrosophila lebanonensis is the source of this 4904-nucleotide messenger RNA. Its product is annotated as UNC93-like protein. NCBI's taxonomy places the organism in Eukaryota, Metazoa, Arthropoda, Insecta, Diptera, Drosophilidae. Gene Ontology annotation, biological process: regulation of muscle contraction; regulation of potassium ion transport. Gene Ontology annotation, molecular function: potassium channel regulator activity. The record is from RefSeq and is a predicted model, not a curated record. Bases 552 to 2837 code for a protein of 761 amino acids. Gene Ontology annotation, cellular component: plasma membrane; striated muscle dense body. The transcript is spliced from 5 exons.